This is a messenger RNA of Lutzomyia longipalpis, 1115 nucleotides long. RefSeq names its product osteopetrosis-associated transmembrane protein 1. The record is from RefSeq and is a predicted model, not a curated record. Bases 52 to 1014 code for a protein of 320 amino acids. Gene Ontology annotation, cellular component: cytosol. The transcript is spliced from 2 exons. Lineage: Eukaryota; Metazoa; Arthropoda; Insecta; Diptera; Psychodidae.
UGUAUUUUUAACAUAUUUCUUAGUAAUAAAUUUAUUUUCAUUUUACCCAACAUGAAAGAAAAAUACAUGUUUGUGAUUUCCUGGGUAAUUAUCUUUCACCUGUCCUUUUGUCAAUGUGCAAAAAGUGAAAUCAUAGAGAUUUACAAGAAUCACAUCAGCUGUGAAACCCUUAAGCAUGAAUUUCAAGAUGCUGCUAAGGAUUUCACCACAAAAAUUCUUAAUAAUGCUGUUCCUGUGACCUACUGCAAUAAAUCAGUUGGGAUGUACCUGAGGUUUGAAGAAACCUAUAAGAACCUAACUACACACAUAGAUGCGAAUAAUGUCAGCUGCAAGUAUCAAUACUUUAACGUGGAUCGACUAGGGGUAGUUGAGACGAUGUACAAUCAACUCCACAGUAUGUGGGAGAUGGGAUUUUGCGAUGAUUGCUAUGCUAAUACAACUUCCGCCACUCCUUCAAAUACCACGGGGGACUUUUACAUCUAUUGGGAACACAUUCAUCAGUGUAUAGAAAAUACUAGCCGGUCAGGUGAUCCCUGCCUCAUGUGCAUGGGUCAGUAUCAGAAGUUAAAUGAUUUUUACGAUGGGAUAAAAAGUGAGAAGAACGACAGGAUAUGCUUCGAUUUGCAAGAUGCAAUGAAUCGUACAAGAAUCCUUUGGUCAGUGAAGCUCAAUUGUUGCCGGGACAGAAACAGCUCCAUGCUAACUGCAUAUAUUAUAGCUGGAGUUGUCUCAUUUUUACCGUCUUUAUUCUAUGUAUUUAUCUAUUUCAACAAGCGAUACCAUGAACGUUAUGAUUUCCUUUCGGAUGGGCACGAAACACCUCCGGAGGAAGUUGAAAAUACAGCUAAUGCAAGAGAUCACCAAGAUCAUGCAGAUAUACAAGCUGGACCAUCGAGAGUUACUGCAGAAAUGCCUCACAAAGUAAAAGAGUUGCUCAAGGAGAGAAGACACGAUGACGAUGAAGAACUCCUUUCUAGUACUCCUAAGAAAAGUGAAAUACAUAGCCAAAAGUAAAUUAUUUAUACAAGCCAAGAGACUUUAUUUUCUCUCAUUUAUAUUUCUGUAUUAUUUUGAACACAGCGAAAUAAAAAGUGAAGAAAAAUUUCUAAAAAUAU